GCGAGUCUUCGCUGUUCCAUUUCUACUUUCUUCUCUCCUGCAAUUCGAACAAUUCACAUUGGCGAGAGACGCAGAGAGUAACCUGAAUGGGGCAUUCCAAGGACCAGUUGCUUGCGCGUUUACAGGAGCUUCAAAUUGAUUUCACCAAAUAUGAACAUCCCGCGGUUUUGACAGUUGAAGCUCAGGAGAAAUAUGUUGGCCAUUUGGGAGGGGGAUUGAGUAAAAAUUUAUUCUUGAAGGACAAGAAACAUAGGUUUUAUAUUGUUUCUGCCCUGAAAGAUACCAAAGUAGAUCUGAAAGUUCUAUCUCAGAGGCUUGGUUUGGGAAAAGGUGGCUUGAGAAUGGCUCCUGAAGAAGCACUUGGAGAAAUACUUCAGGUUUCACUGGGUUGUGUUACUCCGUUUGCACUAGUAAAUGAAUCAGCAAGACAUGUCUCAUUGUUCUUGGAUCAAGGAUUUAAGACCAAGGACUUCUGCUUCUUCCACCCACUAUCUAAUGACAUGUCUAUCGCCAUUAAGGCCUGUGAUCUUGACAAGUUUCUGAAGUCAAUUGGCAAAGACCCCUCAUAUGUCGAUCUGGAGGCUAACCCUACAGUAGGCAAGGAUCAACCUCCUGAUCUAGCUGGCCUUGUUCCAUCUGAUGCCAUAGUCUUGCAAGAUCCUCCAGAAAAAUCUGUUUCCUCUGGUCCUACAGAAAAACAUGCCUCCAUGGAUAAUAAAUCAUCAGUAGCUGCAGCAAAAACUGUUAAGCCAUCCAAUAAUGCGCAAAAAGUCAAGGGGAAACCUGCUAUUUCUGUGCAUCAAUUGAGCUCUUUUACUGAUCCUGGGCACUUUGUGGAAGAAAUCCUAGAUAAAACGUCAGCCAUAGUUCUUUCAGAGAUAACGGAGGAUGCAAUUAAACAACAUGGAGAACAUCUUGGAGCUGUGUUAUCAGACAGUAUCAGAAAACGUCUUAGCUUGGAUUUGAAGAACCUAGCUAUAAUAUACAAGAACACUGCAUAUACAGAAGGUUUUCAUGCUGCUACUCAUCGCCAACACAAGCAUAUCUGAACAAAUUGCUCCUGCUAGUGGGAUAGUAAGAAAAGAAAUCUGCUUGACAUUCAUUCCAAUUUUCUUUUAUGAUAAAGUUUUCUCAUUAUGAAGUUAUGCGACUCUGAAAUUCUUUUCACAAACCACCUUAGUGAUGAUGGCUCAAGUUGUAACCCCUUCCUGGAAAUCUAAUACACUCAUUUAAUAUUUAGAGUCAGCAGGUGGGUGUAGUUUA
Vitis riparia (riverbank grape) is the source of this 1263-nucleotide messenger RNA. RefSeq names its product prolyl-tRNA synthetase associated domain-containing protein 1. NCBI's taxonomy places the organism in Eukaryota, Viridiplantae, Streptophyta, Magnoliopsida, Vitales, Vitaceae. The transcript is spliced from 12 exons. The record is from RefSeq and is a predicted model, not a curated record. Bases 87 to 1049 code for a protein of 320 amino acids. Gene Ontology annotation, molecular function: aminoacyl-tRNA deacylase activity.